AUGACAUAAAAAAAGUAUUUGGAUAAUUUUAUUUAAACAAUAAAAGCUAUUCUUAAAUUUAAUAAGAGACCAGGCAAAUUAAACAUUUCUUAACCAAAAGAUACAAAAAGAUUUAAAGUACUAGUUUUAGGAGAUGGAAAUGUAGGCAAAUCAUAAAUAUUAGAUAGAUAUAUUUCAGAUUAAUUUGACCAUAAAUAUAAACCAACAAUAGCAAUAGAUUAUAAAAAUAAAGUAAUUGAGUAAUAAAAAGAAAUUGUACAAUUAAAUUUUUGGGACUUUUCUGGACAUCCUGAAUUUUAUGAAGUUAGAAACGAAUUUUAUAAAGAAUCAAAUGCAAUAAUCCUUAUUUUCGAUGUAGGAUUAAAAAGAAGCUUAGAUGGCUUAGAUUUAUGGUUAAGAGAAGCUAAUGAUUGUGGAGUGUAAGGACUUCCAACAAUAGUAUUAGGAAAUAAGAAUGAUACUAGUAUAAGGGUUGUUAGUGAAUAAGAAGGAUUUUAAUGGGCAAAAUCAAGGUAAUUCGAUUAUUUUGAUACUUCUGCUUAUAAUGGAAGAGGAAUAGAAGAAGCAUUUAAAGAAUUAAUACAAAAAUUAUUAAAAGCAUAAUGA
Molecule: messenger RNA, 606 nt
Organism: Ichthyophthirius multifiliis
Lineage: Eukaryota; Ciliophora; Oligohymenophorea; Hymenostomatida
Product: Ras family protein, putative
Exons: 6
Molecular function (GO): GTP binding; GTPase activity
Source: RefSeq, a predicted model, not a curated record